This is a messenger RNA of Sardina pilchardus (European sardine), 1049 nucleotides long. Its product is annotated as C-type lectin domain family 4 member E-like. Bases 30 to 893 code for a protein of 287 amino acids. Lineage: Eukaryota; Metazoa; Chordata; Actinopteri; Clupeiformes; Clupeidae. The record is from RefSeq and is a predicted model, not a curated record. The transcript has 8 exons.
CACUCACUCAGUGCAUUUCUCUGUUCAUCAUGGAAAUGGAUCACAUCUAUGGAAAUGUAUGUGAAGAUAAAACUGAGAGCUACAGAGCUUCUCAGGCCACCUUAAAGGCCACCACAAAGGUUCAGAUUCCCCUCCUGAUCAUUGGAGCGAUUCUGCUUCUUGGUGUAGCAGUUCUUGGUACAUUGACAUACAAAUAUGCAAGUAAACUAAGUGAUGAACAAAAGAAGUUUGCCCUGAUGGAUGCUCAAUAUAAGAAUAUAUCAGCUGUUUUGAAUAACACCGAUGCACAGUACAAGGAUUUACUGGCAACUUACAACAUAUCCUCAGGUAAACUAAGUGAUGAACAAAAGAAGUUUGCCCUGAUGGAUGCUCAAUAUAAGGAUAUAUCAGCUGUUUUGAAUAACACCGAUGCAAAGUACAAGGAUUUACUGGCAACUUACAAAAUAUGCUCAACUGAAUGCAGUUGUAGGGCUUGUCCAGAGGGAUGGAAGCAUCAUAAAGGAAAGUGCUACCUGUUCUCCUCUUCAAAAAUGAACUGGGAGGGAAGUCGAGACCACUGCAUCACCUUAGGGGGUCACCUAAUCAUUGUGAAUAAUCAAGAGGAGCAGAAUUUUCUGGCUGCACAAGCAAAAGGUGUCAGCCACUGGAUUGGACUGAAUGAUCGUGCAGUGGAGGGACAAUGGCGUUGGGUGGACAACAUAAGUCUCAACGAGACAGGAGCUAUUUUCUGGUACAAAAGAUCAGACCCCAAUCAAGCAGAUGAGCCAGAUAACUGGAAGAAGGAGGAUCCUUUGGGAGAGAACUGUGCCAGCAUUUACCUCACCGCGGAUUGGCAUGACAAUUCCUGUAAAACAAAUUAUCCAUUUGUUUGUGAGACAUUGGCUAGUUCUUGACAUGUAAUUUCAUAAAAUAUUCCAAAUGACAAUGAUCUGUUUAAUUUCACACAGACUUGCUUUAUUCUGUGGGAUAUUUUCAUUUUGUAAGAGCCAAUUCUGUGAUUCAAUUCUGUAUUUUUGUUUUUAAUGUAGGGCUAAUGCAAAGGUUAUGUA